AUGACAGAAGCACCAAAUGAAGAAUCACUAGUACAUGAGACAAAACAACAACGCCACAGUCGGUUCUCAAACCAACUAUGGCAAGCCGCAGCAACAGGAGCUCUUCGUGGAACGUUAGUGGCCUUGGUGACGGGAUAUGCAUUGUCGUAUAGAUACAACCAUGGCAAAAACAAACCAUACUUUCGCAACGUUUACAAAGUUUGGUGGUUUGUAUGCUGGAAUGUAGUGGGAGUUACAUUUGCAACUGAUAUAGCAAAGAUGAAUAUUAGCAGGCAAGCUGCACUUGAGGAUGAAAUAAAGAGAACGAAACUUUACGAAGAUGAAUUGGCAAAGUAA
Lodderomyces orthopsilosis Co 90-125 is the source of this 336-nucleotide messenger RNA. RefSeq lists its product as uncharacterized. The record is from RefSeq and is a predicted model, not a curated record. The transcript has a single exon. Lineage: Eukaryota; Fungi; Ascomycota; Pichiomycetes; Serinales; Debaryomycetaceae. The coding region runs from base 1 to 336 and encodes 111 amino acids.